Linum trigynum is the source of this 2247-nucleotide messenger RNA. NCBI's taxonomy places the organism in Eukaryota, Viridiplantae, Streptophyta, Magnoliopsida, Malpighiales, Linaceae. The record is from the annotation of a GenBank genome assembly.
AUGGCAGCGACGCUACUGACGCCGGUGAAAGCUCAAAUUCUCUUAUUAUCAUCGCCCACCAAUCUCCAACAUACCCAGAUUUCCAAGCCUCGCUACCCACUACCUCUGCCUCUUCAUGUCCACCACUAUCGUGAAACGCUGGCCACGUCCAAACGUCGCCGCCGUCGCAUUUCCACAUCUUGCUCUGCCACUACGCCCACCUCCGUCCCCUCCCAACCCCCACCGACGCCACCUCCAGAUCGGGGCGAGAGUGAUGAUACCGAUACCGGAUUAGAUGCUGAACGGAGGAAAGCGCCGGAGAUACGAACGCUCUUCCGGAGAUUCUGGAAAGUGGCUGCUCCCUACUGGUUCUCAGAAGACAAGGCCGAAGCGCGAUUGCAGCUCGCAGUCGUCUUCGCUCUAACCUUGGGUACCACAGGCAUCAGCGUUGGCUUCAACUUCCUCGGCCGGGACUUUUACAAUGCUUUAGCUAACAAGGAUCAAGAGCAGUUCACCAAGCAACUAGUUUACUAUUUGGGAGCCUUUGCGGGAGGAAUACCGUUCUUUGUGCUGAGAGACUACGCUAGAGAAGUUCUUGCUUUAAGAUGGAGGUCUUGGAUGACAAAGCAUUACUUGCAACGGUAUCUGAAACACAGGCUAUUUUACAAAAUCCAGUCUCAGUCCAUCAUUGAUAAUCCGGAUCAGCGCAUCGUAGAUGACCUAAGUUCCUUCACUGGGACUGCUCUUUCCUUCUCAUUGGCUCUAUUCAAUGCUGCUGUUGACUUGAUAUCAUUUAGCAACAUCUUGUAUGGAAUUUAUCCUCCUCUCUUCAUCGUCCUCCUUGUAUAUUCUGUUGGCGGAACUGCUAUUAGUGUUUAUCUUGGAAAGGAACUGGUCUCUUUAAAUUUCAUGCAAGAGAAGAAAGAAGCAGAUUUUCGGUAUGGACUUGUCCGUGUUCGAGAAAAUGCUGAAUCGAUUGCUUUCUAUGGAGGUGAAGAAAACGAAAUGCAACUUUUGCUGCAGCGCUUCAGAAGUGCCUUUGAAAAUUUAACACAACUGUUGAUAUCUUCAAGAAAUCUAGAGUUCUUCACCAACGGCUAUAGAUACCUGAUUCAGAUUCUUCCAGCUGCUGUUGUUGCGCCUAUGUUUUUCUCUGGAAAAAUUGAAUUUGGUGUCAUUAACCAAUCUGUAUCAGCCUUUAACCAUAUCCUUGGAGAUUUUUCCCUUAUUGUGUACCAGUUCCAGUCCAUCAGCGCAUUCUCAGCUGUCAUUGAUCGAUUAGGUGAGUUCGAUGAUCUAUUGGAUGGCAUUAGCUCAAAGUCUCUCUUGGAAACCCAAGAAGAGAUCACGGUUGAGUACUCCCCAGCCAGAAGUUCGAUAUCGCAGGAAGCUAACGGGUCUGUCUUGAAGGGCCAGUGUCAAAAUUUACUAGUUGUGAAGAACCUGACUUUGCAAACUCCAAGAAGUAAAGCUACAUUGAUUAAGAACUUGUCAUUGAUUGUGAACAAAGAUGAUCAUUUGCUGGUCAUGGGACCGAGCGGGAGUGGUAAAACUUCGUUGUUAAGAGCACUGGCUGGUCUUUGGAAUUAUGGGAAAGGUGAAGUUAUCUUCUGUGAUGGUGAUGGGGAAAAUACUGAGGCACUUACCUCUUCAGGAAUAACAGGUAUCCAAGGAAGUAGUCUCAUGAAGAGAAACCAAAGGAGCAUACUUUUCCUUCCUCAAAGACCAUAUAUGGUUUUGGGAACACUACGCCAGCAAUUGCUUUAUCCCACAUGGUCAGAUGGUGGGAUUUCAGUAGCCGAGGAUACUGAAUUAGCUGAUUCAGCAACCUUGUCGUUGAUUGGGAAGCCCUGCUCAGAAGAAGGUGGUGGUGGUAGGAAGCCAAGCACAGAGGACUUGAUAGAGGUUCUAGAGAGAGUGCGUCUGAGCUAUGUAUUGUCACGUUGCGGUAACUUAGACUCGACACAUGAGUGGUCUAGCGUGUUGUCCCUUGGUGAGCAGCAGCGGCUUGCUUUUGCACGAUUGCUACUUUCAAAACCCAAGCUGGUUUUGUUGGAUGAGUCUACUAGCGCCUUGGAUGAAGCCAAUGAGGGUCAUCUUUACGAGGAGAUAAGAGCGGCUGGUAUAACAUAUAUUAGUGUAGGCCACAGGCGAACUCUGUUGAAGCAGCAUACGAGGGUCUUGCAUAUUGGCGCUGCAGCAGAAAAUGCAAGCAACAAUCAGGAAUGUGAUUGGCGUGUUGAGUCCAUCAGUUCGGUGGCCAUCUGA